AUGCGUGCAUCGCAGCUGCUGCUCGUUGGUUUCGUUCUUCAUCGAGGUGCCGAUGCGCUUCACCACCGCUUUUCGUCUGUGGGCUGUGCCUACUGCUUGACUUGUUUUUUCAACAACAUCGUCGCAGCCGAGCAGGAGCCGGUGAGCCCGUGUGGCUUCGCACUGCAACAGUGGGCCAAAGAGAGGAUGACUCGCUACAAGCAGAGCACGGUGCAGGAGCAGAGAUACAUGGAGAUGCCCCGGGACUGGGAAGAGAAAAUCAACCGAGAGAUGGUAAAUGUGGGCAUCUUACGCUGA
This is a messenger RNA of Symbiodinium necroappetens, 297 nucleotides long. The record is from the annotation of a GenBank genome assembly. Lineage: Eukaryota; Dinophyceae; Suessiales; Symbiodiniaceae.